This is a messenger RNA of Leguminivora glycinivorella, 1500 nucleotides long. RefSeq names its product histone H1B-like. Lineage: Eukaryota; Metazoa; Arthropoda; Insecta; Lepidoptera; Tortricidae. The record is from RefSeq and is a predicted model, not a curated record. The transcript has a single exon. The coding region runs from base 149 to 820 and encodes 223 amino acids. Gene Ontology annotation, biological process: chromosome condensation; negative regulation of DNA recombination; nucleosome assembly. Gene Ontology annotation, cellular component: nucleus; nucleosome. Gene Ontology annotation, molecular function: double-stranded DNA binding; structural constituent of chromatin; nucleosomal DNA binding.
AUAAAAAGUGGCGCCCCCAAUUGGCGUGCAUUAGUACUCGCCAGCGCAGCGCUCCGCUCACACGCGUCCGCUGUUCUCUCUUUGCGCAGUUCGUGCGAUUUACUAAUUUGAAACUUACACUUGUAUUUUUUCGGUUUUUCCGGUAAACAUGGCCGACACCGCAGUUGCCGCUGACGCCCCCGCCCCGGCGACGCCCGCGAAGAAGCCCAAGGCCUCCGCCGGCGCUAAGAAGCCCAAAGCGAAGCCCACCCACCCGAAGACUUCCGAGAUGGUCAACAGUGCCAUCAAGGAGUUGAAGGAGAGGAGCGGUUCGUCCCUGCAGGCUAUCAAGAAAUACAUCGCCGCCCAGUACAAGGUGGACGCCGAGAAGCUGGCUCCGUUCAUCAGAAAAUAUCUGAAGAGCGCUGUCGAAUCCGGCGCACUGAUCCAGACCAAAGGCAAGGGCGCGUCCGGCUCGUUCAAACUGGAGUCCAAGUCGUCCUCCGGCGCCAAGAAACCCGCCGCCGCCAAGAAGUCUAGCGCCAAAUCUUCAGCGGCCGCGAAGAAACCGGCCGCAGCUAAGCCCGCUAAGGCCAGGAAGGCCGCCGCCUCUCCCGCCAAGCCUAAGGCCGCCACUAAGGACAAGAAGGCCGCCGCCGCCAAGAAGAAGCCCGCCGCUAAGAAACCCUCCACCCCCGCCAAGGGCAAGAGCGCCGCCGCGCCUAAGGCCAAGAAGACCGCGAAGCCUCCCACCAAGAAGCCUAAAGCUCCCAAACCGAAGAAGGCCGCGGCCGCUCCCAAAGCGAAGCCCGCCGCUAAGAAGGCCGCCUCGAAGAAGUAAGACUGUGCGCGUUCGCUAUUGUCGUCGCCGCCGUUCUUGCAUCGGUCGUGGUGGUGUUGUUAGUGACGUUGAUGGAGAUUAUGCGACGGCUUGUCGCAUCACUCUUCUCGACUCACGUCAUACGCCUGUGCGCGUUAAACGCACAUCAAAAAGCCCUUUUCAGGGCUAACAAACGUAUUCAAAGGCUCAUCGCCUCUGUUUCAUUGCAAUAAGAGCACAUAACACAAAGUCGUUCGACCGAUCGAUCGAUCGAUCACUCUUAUAAAUAAGUAAAACAAACUUAAGUGCUUUCCGAAAUGGUAAAAAGUCUUAUUAAGACUACAAAAAACUAGGCUUCUAAUUAAAUAUAUCCCCCCGUCUUAUCUAGUCAAAACGAACGAACGAACGAACAUAUAUUAUUUCUAUAAAAUUAUUAUUAUAACGAUGUGAUCUCAAUGAUAGAUCUCGGUUACUUGGGUUUUAGAAAAAAUUUAUACAAAGUUAAUAUAUUAAUUAUCUAGUAGUAACGCAACGUAAAUUUUACACGCACGCAAAUAAUUAUACAUUAAUAAUACAGACGCAGUAUGUAUAUUGGCGAAAAAUUUUAUACCCGUGCCAUUUUGCAAGCGGAAGACAUAUAUGUAUAUUAUAAGUACAAAAUAUUAUUAUAUUUAAAAAUAGGUAAUAAAAUUCACAACGUC